Molecule: messenger RNA, 2234 nt
Organism: Polychytrium aggregatum
Lineage: Eukaryota; Fungi; Chytridiomycota; Chytridiomycetes; Polychytriales
Product: Dynamin central region-domain-containing protein
Exons: 11
Coding region: 19-2088 (689 amino acids)
Biological process (GO): peroxisome organization
Cellular component (GO): cytoplasm; membrane; microtubule
Molecular function (GO): GTPase activity; microtubule binding; GTP binding
Source: RefSeq, a predicted model, not a curated record
CCGUCGCCUCCAGCCAAGAUGGACAGUCAUCUCAUCAAGACCGUCAACAAACUCCAGGAUUCCUUCGCCACCGCCGGCGUCGUCAACCCAAUCGACUUGCCCCAGAUUGUGGUCGUCGGCAGCCAGAGCAGCGGCAAGAGCUCUGUUUUGGAAAAUAUUGUCGGCAAGGACUUUUUGCCCAGAGGAAGCAACAUCGUCACUCGCCGACCCCUGGUCCUGCAGCUCAUCAACCGGCCCAAGGGCGAGGAUGCCGAUGGCACCCCUCGCAAGCCAAGCGCCGAUUCGGCAGAGCCCGAUGAGUGGGGAGAGUUCCUCCACCUGCCUGGCCAAAAGUUCAGCAACUUUGACGAGAUCCGGGCCGAGAUCGAGCGCGAGACCGAUGCCAAAGUCGGCAAGAACGCCGGCGUCUCGGCGCAGCCCAUCAAUCUCCGAAUCUUCUCGCCCAACGUGCUCACCCUCACCCUCGUCGAUCUGCCCGGCCUGACCAAGGUCCCUGUUGGCGACCAGCCCAAGGAUAUCGAGCGAUUGAUCCGCGAGAUGAUCCUCAAGUUCAUCUCCAAGAACAACGCCAUCAUCCUCGCAGUCACCGCCGCCAACACUGAUUUGGCCAACUCGGACGGUCUGAAGCUGGCUCGCGAGGUCGACCCGGAAGGUGUCCGCACCAUCGGUGUUUUGACCAAGGUCGAUCUGAUGGACGCCGGAACAGACGUCGUCGACAUUCUGGCCGGCCGCAUCAUCCCUCUCAGACUCGGCUAUGUCCCUGUCGUCAACCGCGGCCAGCGCGACAUUGACAACAAGAAGAAGAUCUCUGUCGCCCUGGAGUCCGAGCGCCUGUUCUUUGAGAACCACGAGGCUUACAAGAGCAAGGCUGUUUACUGCGGCACCCCGUACCUUGCUCGCAAGCUCAACAUGAUCCUUAUGCACCACAUCCGCAACACUCUCCCGGAAAUCAAGACCAAGAUCUCUGCUGGCUUGGCCCGCUACACCCAGGAGCUUGCUCAGCUUGGAGACCCCUUGACUGCCGAAGGUGCUGCUCAGCCUUCCAACAUUAUCCUCAACGUCAUUACCGAGUUCUGCAACGAGUACCGCACCAUCAUCGACGGUACCUCGAACGAGAUCUCGAGCGACGAACUGAGCGGCGGUGCCCGUAUCUCGUUUGUUUUCCACGAGAUCUACGGCAACGCCGUGCGCUCCAUGGAUCCCUUUGACCAGAUCAAGGACGUCGACAUCCGCACUAUUCUCUACAACUCCUCGGGCUCCUCUCCCGCCCUUUUCGUUGGCACGGCUGCCUUUGAGGUCCUGAUCAAGCAGCAAAUCAAGCGCUUGGAGGAGCCGAGCUUGAAGGCCGCCUCUAUGAUCUACGACGAGCUUGUUCGCAUCCUGAACAAGCUGCUUCAGAAGCCUAUCUUCCGGCGCUUCCCUUCCUUGAAAGAGCGCGUCUACGGUGUCGUCAUCAACUUCUUCAAGAAAGCCCUGCUCCCGACCAACAAGCUCGUCACCGACAUUAUCUCUGCCGAGGUUUGCUACAUCAACACCGGCCACCCGGAUUUCCUCAGCGGCCACCGCGCUCUGGCGAUUGUCAGCGAGCGCCUCAACCCCAAGCCCCAGCCCCCUCCCGGUGCUGAUCCCAAGGCUGUUCAGCGCACCUCGAGCCCCGCCAUUCCUGCGCGCGACCCCAACGCCGAUCUCAUCAACCCCCCCGACCAAGGAUUCUUUGGAAGCUUCUUCAACAACAAGAAGAAGAAGCCCGGAGUCCUUGAGAACCCUCCUCCCGUCCUCAAGGCCUCGGGCAACCUCUCUGAGCGCGAGUACAUGGAAACCGAGGUCAUCAAGCUCCUCCUCCAGUCCUACUUCAAUAUUGUCAAGCGCACCGCCGCCGACAUCAUUCCCAAGUCGAUCAUGCUCAACCUGGUUGCUUACACCAAGGAGGAGCUGCAGCGCGAGCUUCUGGCUGAGCUGUACAAGCCCGAGGUCUUUGACGACUCACUAAAGGAGUCGGAACAGACCCUCCAGAGACGCAAGGAGUGCAAGCAGAUGAUCGGCGCCCUCACCAAGGCCGACGAGAUCAUCAACGGCAUUUCCUCCUAAGCGAGACUGGCCGUCCCCGGAUAUUGUAGUGUGUGCCGCUUGUGGCCGCCUCUCCCCCCUUUCGAUUGAUUUUAUGCCAGCCCCAUCCAUGUGAAUUCUUUCGUUUCGAUCUCCGACCCAAGGAAUACAUCCUGAGCUCUCUCGUG